Messenger RNA from Tricharina praecox, 1071 nucleotides. RefSeq lists its product as uncharacterized. The transcript has 3 exons. Lineage: Eukaryota; Fungi; Ascomycota; Pezizomycetes; Pezizales; Pyronemataceae. The record is from RefSeq and is a predicted model, not a curated record. The annotation marks the transcript as partial.
AUGGGAAAGCAGACUCUGUUGCUGUGCUUCAUCCACGGGUUCAAGGGCGACGACGGCACCUUCCGGGGCUUCCCUGAGCACAUCCGGGCGCUGUUACAGAACGCGCGACCCCACCUCGCGAUCGAGACCGCGAUCUACCCACAAUACGAGACGCGGGGGGAGCUUCCCAACGCCGUAGCGCGCUUCCGGUCAUGGCUGCAAGACGUCGUGAUCGAUCUCGAAGUGGCGCGGCACACGCCGUCGCCCACGAUCGACCCCUCCGUGCACACCAUCCUGGUCGGGCACUCGAUGGGCGGGAUCGUGGCGGCCGACGCGCUGCUGAGCAUAAUGGACGACGACCUUGUGGCCGGAGACGCUCGCCUGCCGUUCCCGCACAUCGUCGGGAUCCUCGCGUUCGAUACGCCUUACCUCGGGCUGGCGCCCAGUGUGUUCGCGCACUCUGCCGAGGAGAAGUGGAAAACGGCGUCGGGUGCCUACGGCACGCUGUCGUCGAUCGCGUCGGGACUGUUUGCGUCGCAGGCGGCGGUGGAGGGGACGAUGGUCAAGACGUGGGAGGAGGAGGAGCGGGAACGGGAGGCGGGGCGGAAGAACGAGCUCGCGCAGCAGUCGCUGUGGGGGAAGUGGGGGAAGGUAGCGGCGUACGGGGGGGCGGCGGCGGCGCUGGCGGGCGGCGCCGCCGCCGCAUACAUCAAGCGCGACGAUAUCUCCGCCGGCUUCGGCUGGGUCUCGAGUCAUCUGGAGUUUGUGGGCGCGCUGAUGAAGGCGGAGGACUUGCGCGUGCGCCUCAAUCGCGCGGCGGGGAUGGACGGCGUCGGCUUCGCAAACCUGUUCACGAGUCUGGGCGGCGACCGCAUGGGCACGUCGAUGAUGUUCGACGGCAAGGAGCGCACGUUCUGCUCGCUCCCUGCGGACGAGUCCCCGCUGCGCAAGAAGUUCUUCCGCUGCGUCAACGUCAAGGCCGACGACGAGGUGGGCGCGCACGUCGCCAUGUUCGAGGCGAAGACGAACCCCGCGUACUUUGAGCUGGCAGAGCGCGCCCGCAGCCUCAUUUGUGUCUGGGUCAGGGACGAC